Molecule: messenger RNA, 1229 nt
Organism: Dipodomys ordii (Ord's kangaroo rat)
Lineage: Eukaryota; Metazoa; Chordata; Mammalia; Rodentia; Heteromyidae
Gene: Mapk13
Product: mitogen-activated protein kinase 13
Exons: 12
Coding region: 1-1011 (336 amino acids)
Biological process (GO): intracellular signal transduction; protein phosphorylation
Cellular component (GO): cytoplasm; nucleus
Molecular function (GO): MAP kinase activity; ATP binding
Source: RefSeq, a predicted model, not a curated record
AUGACAGCCACCUCCCAGAGCCUUGCUGGACACCAGGCUGUGGGAUCGGGAGCCCUGUUGUGCAUGCUGUCCUUCGGUAAACCCAACUGCUUCACCAUGGGUAUAUUUCUGUCCAUCCUUGGCUGGAGACAUUGGAAGUCCCUACUUAACUGGACCGUGGUCAUCGGACUCCUGGAUGUCUUCACCCCAGCCUCCUCCCUGCGCAACUUCCACGACUUCUACCUGGUGAUGCCCUUCAUGCAGACCGACCUACAGAAAAUCAUGGGCAUGGAGUUCAGUGAGGAGAAGGUCCAGUACUUGGUGUAUCAGAUGCUCAAAGGUCUUAAGUACAUCCACUCCGCUGGUGUCGUCCACAGGGACCUGAAACCCGGCAACCUGGCUGUGAAUGAAGACUGUGAGCUGAAGAUCCUGGAUUUUGGACUGGCACGACAUGCGGAUGCUGAGAUGACGGGCUACGUGGUGACUCGCUGGUACCGGGCGCCCGAGGUGAUCCUGAGCUGGAUGCACUAUAACCAGACAGUGGACAUCUGGUCGGUGGGCUGCAUCAUGGCCGAGAUGCUGACAGGAAAAACUCUGUUUAAGGGGAAAGAUUACCUGGACCAGCUCACCCAGAUCCUGAAAGUGACCGGGGUGCCGGGCGCAGAGUUUGUACAGAAACUGAAGGACAAAGCGGCCAAAUCCUACAUCCAGUCCCUGCCCCAGACUCCCAAGAAGGAUUUCAGGCAGCUCUUCCCACGCGCCAGCCCCCAGGCUGUCGACCUGCUGGAGAAGAUACUGGAGCUGGACGUGGACAAGCGCCUGACAGCCUCGCAGGCUCUUGCCCACCCCUUCUUCGAACCCUUCCGGGACCCUGAGGAGGAGACCGAGGCCCAGCAACCAUUCGAUGAUUCCUUAGAACACGAGAAACUCACAGUGGACGAAUGGAAGCAGCACAUCUAUAAGGAGGUGGUGAAUUUCAGCCCCAUUGUCCGCAAGGACUCGCGCCGGCGGAGCGGCAUGAAGCUACAGUGACCCCAGCCUCUGGCCUCCCACUGGCCUGGGGCUGCACGCCAGCCUGGCACUGCCCCCCUCUUCUACCCUCCCUCCCGUUCACUGCAGCUCUUCCUCUAGAAGAAGUCCUUGGAUCACCAGUCUUGUGUCUGCCUGUGCUGUGGUGGGACUAUGAACAGCUGGGCUGAGCCAGGCCCAGAGUCUAUGGCUGUUUCCUAGGGCAGCCAUGAUACAUGACC